This is a messenger RNA of Parnassius apollo (apollo), 3315 nucleotides long. Lineage: Eukaryota; Metazoa; Arthropoda; Insecta; Lepidoptera; Papilionidae. The record is from the annotation of a GenBank genome assembly.
AUGAGUGGAUUCGAAAAAACUGGCAUAUUUCCCUUCAACCAACAUAAAUUUAAUGACGCUGAUUUUGCAUCUAGUUACGUAACGGACCGUUCUAUGGAAACUGUUAGUAAUGAGCCACAGCCUUCGACAUCGUCCACUCCUCCGCCAACAAUAUUGUCUAAUCCACAACCUUCAACACCGUUAGAUCCGCAGUCAUCAUCAUAUGAUGCACAGAUAUCAACAUCAGUUGAUCCACACGAAUGUUUUUCCCCCGAAAUCGUGCGACCACUACCUAAAGCCGGACCACAAAAGUCAACUAUUUAUAGGAAGCGCCGAAAAACUGCUAUUUUGACGGACAAAUCAGAAAAAGAAAAUCUACGUAAAGAACAAGAAACCUUGAGUAAGAAAAAGGCUAAAGGUGUAAACAAGAAAAGCAAAGCCGCUAAAGGAGUUGAGAAAGUAAAAAAGCUAUUUUACAAGAGUUUCUUCUGGAUUUUCAUUGAACGUGUAAUUGUUGAAUCGACAAUGGGUAAAGAUUACUACAAAAUACUAGGCCUGUCAAAAGGCGCUUCAGACGAUGAAAUAAAAAAGGCGUACCGUAAGUUAGCGCUAAAGUACCAUCCUGACAAGAACAAAGCAGCAGGCGCAGAAGAAAGGUUUAAAGAAGUUGCGGAAGCGUAUGAAGUAUUGUCAGAUAAGAAAAAGAGGGAAAUCUAUGAUGCGCACGGCGAGGAAGGUCUGAAAGGAGGAAUGGGCGGUCAAAAUGGACCGGGUGGUGGACAAUCUUACUCAUACACCUUCCACGGAGACCCACGGGCCACAUUUGCACAGUUCUUCGGUUCUGCCAGCCCCUUCCAGGCUUUCUUUGAUCUCAAUGGUGGUAGCACUGGUGGCACUACGAUGUUCUUCGAUCGGGAUAUGGAUGUCGAUAUGGAUCCGUUUGCAAACAUGGGAAUGGGACAAGCGCGACAAGGCGGGCCCGGUGGCGCGUUCCGUAGCCAGAGUUUCAACUUCCAUGGUUCACCAAACCGAAAAGAUAAGACCCAGGAUCCACCAAUUGAACAUGACCUCUAUGUAUCCCUAGAAGACAUUGCGCGCGGUUGCGUGAAAAAGAUGAAGAUAUCCCGUCGUGUCAUGCAGCCAGAUGGUACAUCUAAAAAAGAAGAUAAGGUCCUGACGAUCCAUGUCAAACCCGGAUGGAAGGCUGGCACCAAGAUCACAUUCCAAAAGGAAGGCGACCAGGGCAGGAAUAAGAUCCCUGCCGACAUUGUGUUCAUCAUUAGAGACAAACCGAAUCCACUCUUUAAAAGAGAAGGCAGCGACAUCAGAUAUACAGCAAAAAUUUCACUCAAACAAGCUCUGUGUGGCACAAUCAUUGAAGUACCAACAAUGUCUGGUGAGAAGUUAACAGUGAACCUCCAAGGUGAAAUAGUCAAACCACAUACAGUAAAGCGGUUCCCAGGAUAUGGCUUACCAUUCCCGAAGGAGCCAACAAGGAAAGGCGACCUGCUUGUUGCCUUUGACAUCAAAUUCCCCGACCGUUUAAGUACAGGUCCUGCAUUUUCCAUCCCAGAGAGUAGUGAAGAUGAGAAGGCAUCGGAUGAUGAAACUUAUAGAAACCCAGGUCCUGAGAUUUUCAUUCCAGAGAGCAGUGACGAUGAAAUCGCUUCAGAUGAUGAUCGUGGAAAUGUAGGUGAAUUUGAAGAAAUUUAUUUAGAUGACGACGCUCUUGAUAAUGAUUGCGACGAAUAUAUUCCUUAUGAAACGGAAGAAGAAGAUAUCUCAAGCAAGCCUUCUACGUCAAAACAGCGCACAGAAAAUAAGAGAAAGAAGGUUAAAUGUGUAUGGUCUGAUGAAAGUAUGGCGUAUGACGAGUCACAUAUUGCGUUUUUAGGAUGCCAAGAUCUCCCAAAUGAAAUUAUGAAACUCGAAGCGCCCAUGGAUUUCUUUAAAUUUUUAUUUCCUUCUUCAGCGAUUAAUUUAAUUGUAAGGGAGAGCAACUUAUAUGCUGAUCAAAUCACCGAAAGCAACCACAAUGAAGUCACGGAAGAAGACAUACGUAAAUUUUUAGGCAUAAUAAUUUAUAUGUCUGUGGUGCAUCUUCCAACAACACGUCAUUAUUGGAAGGAAGGUACAUACAUUGAAAAGGUGGCUUCAGCAAUGACUUGUAACAAGUUUGAAGAAGUAAAAAGGUUUUUACAUUUUUUUAACAAAAAUGAUGAGUUGGAGUCCGGUGAUCCAAAUUUUGACCGGUUACAAAAGAUACGCCCUUUCCUUAACAUAUUGCGUGAAAGACUGUUACAAGUGCCUAAAGAAGAAUACUUGGCAAUUGAUGAACAAAUGAUUCCUACCAAAGCACGUACUUCUGGUAUGAGGCGUUAUAAUGCCAAAAAACCACACAAAUGGGGCUACCUCAAUUAUGUGCUAAGCGGAGCCAGUGGCUUUAGCUACGAUUUUGAGGUUGAUACUGGAAAACACCCUGAUCCGCCAGAGAACUGCCCUGACCUCGGAAUACCAGGAAACAUUGUCCAGCGUUUGUUAAACACUGUUCCUCAAAAUCUUAAUUAUAAAAUUUUUGUGGACAAUUGGUACACUAGUUUGCCUUUGAUGGCCAACUUGCAUAAAAAAGGACUCCUUCCUUUAGGAACAAUUCAGCUCAAUAGAGCACCCAAUAUAAAUAUAGAAAAAAAAACUAUUAUGAAAGAAGAAAGAGGAUAUUGUGCGGAAAAAUCUACCAUUUAUGAGGAUGUCAAAUUAACCGUUACUACUUGGGUAGACAAUAAACCUGUUAGCCUGUGUUCUUCAUACGUAGGCAAAGAACCCAUGGCAAUGGUGAAAAGAUUUUUAAAGAAAAAAAGGGCCAAAAUUGAUAUCCCUUGCCCAAAGGCUAUUACAAUUUAUAAUAAAUAUAUGGGCGGCGUAGACUUAUUAGAUUCUAUGCUAGGUUUUUAUAGGAUUAAAAUUCGAAGCAAAAAGUGGCAUCACAGAUUGUUCUUCCAUUUUAUAGACCUAGUCUGUGUAAAUAGUUGGUUAUUGUGGAGACGUAGAACCAAACAAAAAGGUGAAGACAUGUACAUACCCUUGCUGGAUUUUAAAUUAAUGGUGGCAGAAAUUCUGAUGCAAGAAGAUGCCAGAGUUUUUACACCAACUCGCAGAGGACGACCGCUAAAUGCAAAUAUAGAAAAUAUUAAAAAAGACAAAAAACGACGCCGCAUUGAAUUGCCUCCUGUUGAAGUAGCCGAAGAUGGCUUUAAUCACUGGCCGGAGUGGAAGACUGACCGACAAAGGUGUAAGAUGGUCGGCUGUGGUCAAAAAAACCCAAGUAAUGUGUACUAA